UUGAUAGCCAUCUAUCCUUGCCUGCACACUUUGCUCCCCAACAGAGUGCACACUCCCAAGUACAUUCUUGGCAUUUUCCCUUUUUCUUAUACCCCACACACACUCCUUCUUCUUUCCCUCCUUCCAACUCUCCAAUCCCUUCAAUCUUUCAUUCAACCACUUCCACUUCCCUCUCUCUAAUGGAUGCAAAACCUCCUCAACUUGCUUCACAACCUUUGAACUAUCAGACAUGGUUCUUGAAAGUUUCCAUCCACUGUGAAGGUUGCAGGAGGAAAGUAAAGAAAGUUCUGAAGAGCAUUGACGGUGUUUUCACUGCAACCAUAGAUCAGCAGCAGCAGAAAGUAACUGUCACUGGAAGUGUUAGUGUUGAGACCCUUCUCAGGAAACUGGUCAGAGCCGGAAAACACGCCGAGAUUUGGCCGGAGAGUCUCAACGGCGACGGAAAAAUCUCCGGCAAAGGGGGGAACAAGAAUAAGAAGAAUGAAGCAAAAGAACCAUUGAAAAACAAGGGAACUGAAAAUGUUACUACUAGUAGUUCCAAGUGCAACAGUGAGAACAAGAGCAGCAACAAAAAAGCCGGCGACAACUCGCCGGAGAAGCCCCCCUCCGGUGUCCAGGCUCCGGCAGAGGGUGGUGGUGGUGGUUCUGGUAAGAAGAAAAAGAAAGUUCAGAGUGGUGGCAAUGGUUUGAGUUCAGCCUCUACUGCUGCACCUGCACACACUGGAAUGCAGUUUCAGGAUCUUGUGGGCCAAGUGAAUGAGACAUGUCAACAACAAUCAUUUUCGUACCCAGAAACUGGUUAUCCUCCGAUGGUUUAUGUCGCAUCUUAUAACAGAUUUUAUCCUUCUUACUAUGUUCCAUCUUCACCCUAUGUGUAUGCUGGUCUCCAAGAUGGUUACCACUUUCAAUCAGCACCGUUGGUUUCCUUUGAGAUCUUUAGUGAUGAAAAUGCUAAUGGCUGUUCCGUUAUGUGAGUGAGACUUGAAAGUUAAGAGAAUGUUGCUUGCACUAUGAUAUGGUUAUUAUUAUUAUUAUGGCCUAGAUAAUUUGGCAUUAAUAUUUUUGUAGGGGUGCUUUUUUUUAAUCAAUAGAAAAAUAAUAAUUGUAUUUAAGUCUUCAUAUAUCUACUCAAUUUUCCUUACUAUGCCGAGUCUAGUGAUUUGU
Cajanus cajan (pigeon pea) is the source of this 1164-nucleotide messenger RNA. RefSeq names its product heavy metal-associated isoprenylated plant protein 35. Gene Ontology annotation, molecular function: metal ion binding. Lineage: Eukaryota; Viridiplantae; Streptophyta; Magnoliopsida; Fabales; Fabaceae. The record is from RefSeq and is a predicted model, not a curated record.